Phycodurus eques (leafy seadragon) is the source of this 3052-nucleotide messenger RNA. RefSeq names its product G patch domain containing 11 (gene gpatch11). NCBI's taxonomy places the organism in Eukaryota, Metazoa, Chordata, Actinopteri, Syngnathiformes, Syngnathidae. Gene Ontology annotation, cellular component: kinetochore. The transcript is spliced from 8 exons. The coding region runs from base 94 to 876 and encodes 260 amino acids. Gene Ontology annotation, molecular function: nucleic acid binding. The record is from RefSeq and is a predicted model, not a curated record.
GAACCAAACAUUAGCGGGCCGACACCGUCAAACACAGUGCUGGAAAAAUAAACGUCCUAGGAGUACAUAUUCAUUUUUUUUUCAACUUUCAUAAUGUCCGAUGAGGAAGAUGAUUAUAUGUCCGAUGCUUUUGUCAGUCAAAUACAAGAUGUCAAACCAGGUGUCACCAUGGUGAGGCGAGUAAAAGAAGCAAUGAAACGGGAAGAAAAGCACAAAGAGAUUAACAUUAAAAAUCGUCAAAAAACAUUCAAGGAGCAAGAAAAGGAAAGCCGUGAAACAGCUUUACAGAGCUCCAUUAGUAAUAACAAUAAGGGAUUUGCACUUUUGCAGAAAAUGGGUUACAAAGCUGGGCAAGGCCUUGGAAAAGAAGGGGCUGGCAGAGUUGAUCCAAUCCCACUGAAUAUUAAAACUGACAGAGGUGGUAUUGGGAUGGAAGAGGCAAAGAAGAGAAAAUCUGAGGAGGAACUGGAGCAGUAUCGAAAAAAAAUACAUGCCAAACAACAUAAUGAGACCAAAUCCCUGGCAGAUUUUAGGUCAAGAGUAAGGACUGAGAGAGAGGAGCGAAAAAUUGAAGGAGACCUCAGAAGAAGUCAACGAGCCUGUGAGCAAUUGGAUUCUCAGAAGGGCAUCACAGUCCCCAGGGAAGAAUGGUACUGGCCCAAAGUCGGGGCUGAAGAGGAGACAGAUGAUCUUAAUGAAGAAGAAAAGGAGGAGGAAGAUGAGAUUUGGGAAUUAACUUCCUUUGACCAACUGCAAAUGUUGACAUCCUAUUUAAGAGGGAACCAUUUUUACUGCAUAUGGUGUGGCACGACCUAUAAUGAUCUGGAAGACCUGUCCUCAAACUGUCCUGGGGACACAGCAGCAGACCAUGAAUGAACUUAACCAAUAUAGUAUAUGUGCAGAGCUGCAUGGAGUCUUCUACAUUGUAAAAAGGACAAUAACAAUAGGCCGUCAUAGUAUUGAUAUAUGGAGGCAAACUGAUCCUAUUACCUGUAUAUGUUUGCCCUUUUUUGCAUUUUGGACAUUUUUUUUGAAACAAGGUUACAUUUAAAUGGAGAAACAAUAUACAAUAUUUGUUUUUAAAAUGUCUCAGUAUUUACAUACAUUUACUUUGUAUAACAUACAGUACAUGUUUUAAAAUGAGGAACAAUGUGAAAAAGCUUUAAAAUUAAAAAGAGUAUGCAUACGGAUUAGAGACAGGGGCACUCAAGUGACAACAGAAGGAAGAAGAGCUGGAGGUGGCGGAGAUGAUGUUGGGGUCCACUUUCAGCGUGACCAGAUUGGAUAGGAUUAGAAAUGAUCUCAUCCGAGGGACAGCCGUGGCUAGACAUUUUGGAAACAAAGUUCGAGAGACCAGACUUCGAUGGAUUGGGCACGUUCAGAGGAGAAGUAGUAUAUUGGUAGAACGAUGAUGAGGGUGGAGCUGCCAGGCAAGAGAGCUAGAGGAAGACCAAAGAGAAGGUUGAUGGGUGUAGUGAGGGAAGAAAUGAGGGCAGUUGGUGUUAGAGAGCAGGAUGCAGGAGAUGGGCUUACAUGGAAAAGGAUGGCACGCUGUGGCGACCCCUAAUGGGACAAGCCAUAAGGAAAAGAAGAUUAGAGGAGGCAAUUUUUUACAUGUGAGGAAACUGAUGAAAUGGUGGAAGGAUCUAAAGUGGACAGUCUACUGUACUAAUUGAUUUUGAGGAAGAAACCUUAACCAAGUCAAUAACUACUGGAUUUUUUCAUUAUAAUGUCAGAGUGUAUUCCACCACCAUUAUGAUGGUACAAUUGUCAAAAAUAUGGCCAUACUGAAGCCUAUUGCAAAGCAAGGCAGAGUUUUGGGAAGUGUGGAGGUGAACGUCCAGCCAUCCAUCCAUUUUCUACCGCUUAUCCGAGGUCGGGUCGUGGGGGUAGUAGCUUUAGCAGGCACGCCCAGACUUCGCUUUCCCCAGCCACUUCAUCCAGCUCUUCCGGGGGAUCCCGAGGCGUUCCCAGGCCAGCCGAAGGAUGUAGUCUCUCUAGCGUGUCCUGGAGGUGAAUGUGAGUAUGCAAAAUGUAGCAAAAUUAAAAUGUUAGAAUUCUGCUGUGUUACAUAUGGAGAAUGUGGGGUGAUGAAAAGGGCUAUAGAAAUACUGUACGAUAAGUUAAAGUUGGAGGUAAUUUAUAUACAAAGGGUGCUAAAUUAUUUAAAUCAGCAAAGUAGUAAGCAAGGUCAGGAAAUCAUGGGAAAUUAUUGCAAAAUAAAAGAGGAUGUUGUGAUUUGUAAUUAGGCAAAUUUUGUAUGCUUUACUGCUGAAGUGAUCAAUUGCACCCAACAAGCUGAACAUAGAGCAGAAAAAAAUAGCUAUCAUUGUGGAUAGCACCAUAAAAUAUGUAGAUAUUAAAUGAAUAAUUUGGGAACGAAUAUAUGAUGAACUAAAGAACAGGGAAUAAACAGAAAAGGAGAGCAUCUCACCCCCUAAUGUAAAGCUUGGAGUAUUUUUUUUCUUCGUCCAUAUAUAUAUAAUGUUUGAGCACAAUGUAUGGGACGAGAUAGAUUUGAAAAUGUUGUUUGUUUGAUUUUUAUUUUGUUUAAUGAACAAGUAACUGUUUAGAAUAUUGUAAAGCAAAACAGGAAUCAAUACAGAUCCUAUGGGUUGCGAUAAUGCAGUAAUUCAGCAUGCAAACCACCGUUCAGCGUACAGAAGAGGUGAAGCUUGUCGGGCACAUUAUUAGGAUUCCCACGUAGCCAAGACACGCCCCACUGCAACAUGAUUGGCUCCUGUGUCGCAGGAAAGGCAGUGCGACACAGUUGUAACGAGAUGACCAUCUCAUACAUGUAUCACAUUUGUAUGAAAUAAAAAUAAAUAAGUUUGUUUUGGUUACCUUUAGGGCUAGGUUUGGGGCCUAAGGUGAUUUAGGAUGGGUUAAGGUUAGAAUUACGGUGGGUUAGUUUUAAUGGGAUAUUCACGCACUUGUCAUAGCCUGUACUGUCCGGAAGAAGUAGGGCAUGUUCUAAAUGAAUACAGGAGCCAAUCAUAGUGCGUGUCCUGGAGCCAGUAAUAUUAGAGCAGGGCGUGUCCUGCCUUGAAAC